Dermatophagoides pteronyssinus (European house dust mite) is the source of this 590-nucleotide messenger RNA. RefSeq lists its product as uncharacterized. The record is from RefSeq and is a predicted model, not a curated record. NCBI's taxonomy places the organism in Eukaryota, Metazoa, Arthropoda, Arachnida, Sarcoptiformes, Pyroglyphidae.
GAUUCAUCCCCAAAAAAAUCACCAUAUAUAAACCAUGGUCAAUGUUUGGUUGUUAGGACAUUAUUCCAAAUGUUUAGCGAAUAAGCGUUUUUUUCCGUAAUUGAUUGAAAAUGUUUUGUCUAAGAAAUUCAAGUUCUCGAUUCAUCACUUUAAUCCGGUCAUCUGGUCAAUUGUGGUCGUCGAUUCGAAUGGAUCGACCAAUGAAUGUUCGAAUGUCACAUUCAUUCGUCGCUAAUGAUAAUUCUGAUUUGGAUAUAAUGAAAAUUUUUGAACAAACAAAACCAUUCAUAACAAAUGAAAUGAAAAAUGAAAUUAAUGCAAAAAUUUUGGUCAAAAUUUCCGGUAAAAAUUUCUUAUUAGAUUUUCGUUCGGAAAAACCAUUACAAAUGAAUCAAAUUGAUUGGAAAAUACCGGAAAAUAUUGAUCUAAUAUUAUUGAUAUCAGAUUCGAAAAUCUUAAAACGUUUAAUCAAUGGUGAACUAAGAACAUCGAUUGCAUAUUUAGCGGGUAAAUUAAAAAUUCGUGGCAAUAAACAUGUUGCAUUUCGAAUGAAAAAAUUAUUCAAUACUUUGAAAUCUUCUUCAUUUUGA